Medioppia subpectinata is the source of this 276-nucleotide messenger RNA. The record is from the annotation of a GenBank genome assembly. Lineage: Eukaryota; Metazoa; Arthropoda; Arachnida; Sarcoptiformes; Oppiidae.
AUGUAUGGCUCGUCUUCGGGUAUCGGCGAAGCGAUUGCCAUAAAGUUGUGGUCUUUGGGCGCGAAUGUAGUCAUCACUGGAAGGGAUGAGAAACGUAUCGGAGAAGUAGUGAACAAAUGUCAGCCGCGGGUCAAUCAGCGAACGCUUGGAGUUAGAGCCGACGUAUUGGUGGACAAGGAUUGCGAGCAAUUGGUGGCGCAGACUAUCGCCGAGUUCGGCAAAAUUGAUAUUCUGGUCAACAAUUUUGGCGGCGGAGAAGGAAUUGGUGCUAAAUUU